AUGUAUCCAAAACAUGCCACAAACUUCCAAACUGACGCUCAAACCUUUCCGAUGGCCAAAAAUGGCCCUGUAAAAGAGUCGCCAAAAAGCCAGGGAAAAAUCACCGACUUCUGGAAGGCGAAAACGCCGAACAAAAGCGCCGUUGAAGAUCAAGAUCAGCCGCUGAAAAAAUCCCCCAAAAAGACAGCGAAAACGAUGACAGAAAAGUCCUCCCCUGAAAAAAUGCCUGGUAAAAAAGCUGGAAGCCCUGGUGACAAGCGGCUUGAAAAACUCGGCCAAAAAGAGCCCGUUAAAUCGAAAAUUCCAAAAAUGGAUGACGGCACGUCGAAGUUCUCUGUUGGGAGCGUCAGAGCUGUUUUAAACAGAGCCAAGUACGUUUUAAUCCUCUUUUCUAGCGACUAA
Messenger RNA from Oikopleura dioica, 402 nucleotides. NCBI's taxonomy places the organism in Eukaryota, Metazoa, Chordata, Appendicularia, Copelata, Oikopleuridae. The record is from the annotation of a GenBank genome assembly.